GUUGACGAGACAGCACUGUUGACAUUGACACUGCCUAUCAAUGUACGUUACGAUUCAACAUAAACUAAAAUGGCUGGAGGGGCAAACAGACUGAGCAGCGCAUCUGCAAGAGGAGACUUAGCAGAAGUCGAGAUGUUAUUACAGAACGGAGCAGAUGUUAAUGAAAACAAUGUAUUCGGCAGGACACCGUUACAGGUGAUGAAACUUGGCAACCCCGCCAUCGCCGAAGCGCUGCUGAGGGCGAACGCAAAUCCAAACGUGCGCGACCAUGUCAGAGGUCUCACCAUCACUCAUGACGCUGCAAGGGAUGGAUAUGCAGACACUCUACACGUACUGAUGGAUCAUGGCGCAGACGUCAAUCUCCUGGACAAUGAUGGCAAUCUUCCAUUGCAUCUAGCCGCAAGAGAAGGCUAUCUUGAUGUGGUCCAGCUCCUUGUUGGUUGUACGAUGGAAGCCACAAGGUGCAACUCCAAAGGCCACACACCUUAUGAUCUGGCGACUAUGAACCAUAGAGUAUCCAUUGCGCAAUACAUUCAGGGGCACACUAAUUAAUGAAUAUAUAUCGGACAAUCCUGGCUGGGAUAGCGAGGUGGUAGGCCUGCAUAAGAACGAGGAAGAAAGUAGCUAAAACAUGUAGGUCCAUCUACCUCUCUGGUUACAAUGUAUUUGGAUGUUUUUCAGACAUGAUAGCCUCAAUUCUCAAUCAUAAAGGAUGACCCUAGCAUGAAGAUUUCCUCCAAACUUAAUAAGAAAACAUAGCCUAAUUCCAUAGUUUUUGACCCCAAUUUUCUCAAUCGCAGAACAAAUGUGACGAGAUUUUUUUGCCACUGGAAUGAUCAUUUGAAUCUAUUUAAUAUAUUAAAGCAUUUUUAGGCCGACAACAUUUCCCUAACAACAUCUCCAGCUGCUUUGUUUUUCUUUUUUUUCUCAUGUUUUUCCGAUAUUUCCUAGUGUUACACGUAAUGUGGGGAUUUGUCUUUCAAAUUCAAUUCACUACCAACAACUUAGCUAUUUGAGAUGUGGGUUUGAUACUUCAACGACUAUUUAAAAUUAAAUGAGGAACAAUAUUUUAUUGUUUAACUUCAAUACCAUAGGCUGUAGGUAUUAGAAUAUAUGACCCUCUUCAUCCAAGGUAGCCUACUCUUGUGCGCAUAGCAAAUGUCUUAUUUUGUCCCGAUAGCCCAUUUUGUUAAACCCAUGCUAUUUUGAGUAAUAACCCAGUGACCAAGGCCAACCUUCAUUCUUCUUGUCCAGACCAUUGGUCAUAAAUUAUCAAUCUAAUGGUAGCCUCCUGACUGUAUCGGCAAUUAUUUUCGAUUUUACGUGCACUUGUAAAUAAUCAAACAAAUAGAUUUUUGUAAGGAACUGUGAAAGCACGCGUUUACUAAUAUUCACGUUUUAUUUUUUUUUACCAAAGACAACAACUGUCUGCAGGUCUUACCUGAUUUUCUGUUUGGCUUUUAGAUAGUAAUUUGGUUGAAAUAUAAUGUAUGUAGGGCUAUACUACCAGUAUGCCUCGUUUUACUGUAUUAUCUUCUAUUUGAAUAUUGCUAAUCGAUGUUUUUCACUGUUGUUUGAUUUGUGAGACGAAUAAAUUCAUUUGUCC
Oncorhynchus masou masou (cherry salmon) is the source of this 1606-nucleotide messenger RNA. RefSeq names its product cyclin-dependent kinase 4 inhibitor C-like. NCBI's taxonomy places the organism in Eukaryota, Metazoa, Chordata, Actinopteri, Salmoniformes, Salmonidae. The transcript has 3 exons. Gene Ontology annotation, cellular component: nucleus. The record is from RefSeq and is a predicted model, not a curated record. Bases 70 to 552 code for a protein of 160 amino acids. Gene Ontology annotation, molecular function: protein binding.